AAAAAAAAAAAACAGAAAAAGCUGUAAACUUGUGUUUUGUGAAGGAGAGCUCAGAGACACGCCUCCUCGCACCAGCACGCGGAUCCGUGCUCUUGUGCUCAUUCCGCUCUGGUCUCCAAGCGGAUCUUCACACUGUCUUCAUCGUCCUGUGGAAAAAAACAGGACUAUGUAGGAUUUCGGAACGGAUCAUUAUAAGGACGGAGAUUGAGUCUUGAUUGGACUGGACUGCUCUGAUCUCCACGUCCUCUCUGCUGUACGAUGCUUUACUUUCAGCUGGUCAUCAUGGCAGGGACGGUCAUGCUGGCGUAUUACUUUGAGUACACAGACACGUUCAACGUGCACGUUCAAGGCUUUUUCUGCCACGACAGCGCGUACACGAAGCCGUACCUCGGACCGGAGGAGGCGAGCGCGGUCCCGCCGGUGCUCCUGUACGCGGUGGUGUCCGGUGUGCCCGCGCUGGUGAUCACAGGCACCGAGUCUGUGCUCUUCCUGCUGCAGUAUAUCUCUGAAGAUCUGGAUAACAGGGAGAAGAUUAUAGUGAUGGGCGACUGCUGUUACCUUAACCCCCUUGUACGCAGGACAUUUCGCUUUCUUGGUGUGUAUGCAUUUGGCCUCUUCGCCACAGAUAUCUUUGUGAAUGCGGGUCAGGUGGUAACUGGAAAUCUGUCCCCUUACUUCCUGACUGUGUGUAAACCCAACUACACGGCUCUGGGAUGCCAGCAGGUCGUCCGCUUCAUCAGCCAACAGGAAGCAUGCACGGGGAACAGUGACGACAUCCUCCGUGCUCGCAAAUCUUUUCCUUCUAAAGAGGCUGCUCUCAGUGUCUACGCUGCACUUUACAUCGCUAUGUACAUCACAUGCUCAGUGAAGUCCAAAGGCACACGUCUGGCCAAGCCUGUUGUCUCUCUGGGUCUCGUGUGCCUGGCUUUUCUGACCGGAAUAAACCGUGUGGUGGAGUAUCGGAAUCACUGGAGCGACGUCAUUGCCGGCUUUAUCAUUGGAUCGGCCAUCGCUGUUUUCAUGGUGGUUUGUGUGGUGAAGAACUUCAAAGGAAAAUCUCUGCUUAGUGAAAUACCGCCUGAGGAGAAUGUUUCUACCGCUCCCAUGCUUGGAGAGCCCAGGAUGGAGAAAUACAUCGUCUCACAGAGUCCUAGAACCUAUGCCGAGGUCACAUGACGACGAUAUCAUGAGAACAUUCCAGAAUCCGAUGAAAACCCAGCAGCUCUUUUUGUUGACAAACAAGUGCAAUGUUAUUUUUGAGGGACCGUAAACCUUUUUUUUUUUUUUUUUACCAUAAAUUUCUGCAGCGCUACCUAUAAACCCAAAUUUUCCUUGUCUUGUUCUUUUACCAAAUGUAGUGCAUAUUCCUAUUUUUAUAACAAUGACCAGUUUGUAUCACUGUCCUUCAAUACACGAUGACGGGAAUUGAAGCUGUCUUAGUUAAGACAUUUUGACACGUGGUUUAUGUAUAAAUAGCUUGUACUGUAUGUUACAACAGUUUCUCAGUGUAUGAUUUAUUAAUGAUCCAUAAAUUCAUUUUACCGUCCAUAUAUAGUGUGCAUUAAUACCACUGUCUGAGCAAUACUUAGAUUACUUAAUCUGUCUCUUGUGGGAUCUUAUUUGUAUUCUUCCUAGUGAUUGUGAUGAUUGAUUUUCUUUGAAAAAACUGUUAAGUAAGGAAUUAAACAUGACAGGGUGUGCUGUCAUACAGGGUAGGCCACGGAAAAGUAGCCUGUCUCCAAUAUUGGUGCCACGCUCAUUGGAGGCGGCCAUAGCCCCUUCCUCUCUGUCUGCCGACUGUCCAUCUGUCUGGCGGGCUACUUUUCCGUGGUCCACCCUGUAGAAUUAGUUGAAUGAUUUUUUUCAACUAAAACACAACAUAUAAUUUUUGUCUGUUUAUAGCUACAUUUAUUGCUAUGGAAUGUCUGUGAACUUUGUUUGUGUUAUCAUUUAUUUUAUUGCAGCUAUAAACAUAUGUUCAGUCAACAGACUUUGUUUUUCUUUUCUCUUUAAUUUGUUAAGAUUAUUCAAAACUUGUUGACUAGUUAAACAAUCUUUAACUUUCUCAAAGCCACACAUCUGGAAGACUUUCCUACAGUAUGCUUGAAAAAUAAAGCUUAUAGCUUUACGUCUGUCUGUUACUAAGUGUGAUAGCGACUCCUUCCAAUUAGACAUACACCUGUUUUUAUAUACGUUUUUUUUUCCUACAUCUGCUUAUGUGGAGCAUCUCUUAUACAAAUCCCUGUGUAAUAUAAAGAAUUGGUUUCAUAUUGUGAUGAAUCCGAAUGUGUUAAUAUAAAGCUUGCAGCUGGAACUUUUAAUAAUUAACAUUGUCUGACCAAUCAGAAUUGAGAAUUUAACAGAGCUGCGAUAUAACGAAAUAGUUUGCUAUUGGAAAUUGUUUUGUGGAUUUCCAGUAUCUGUUUAAAAAUGUGUAUAAAGUUGCACACACAGCCGAGUAACAUGGUCCUACAGAUGUUUUGGUCAUUUCUGGUCUGCAGUAUGAGAGAUGUGAUAAGUGUCAACUAAGAUUGAUUUUGGUGUCAUCGUUAGAGGCAGCGGCUCAGCCAGGCCCGGCACAUUUAAUUGACUGGAGAUUAAAGAACUCACGAAAGAUUAGACAUGCUUAGAUUUUGUACACACUGUCCAGCCUCUGUGAAUCCUUUGGGUGUGUGUGUGGGUUAAAGGACCUUCUUCAUGUGCUCCACAUAAUGACAGGAUGACACAGUUUUAUCAGUUGAGCCUUGUCAGACAAUCUGCUGUUUAAGUCUAAAUGAUAUCUUUACCUUAAAGAGAGAUCAUAAUGUGACAGGGCUGUUUAUCAUUUAUUCUCAUUCUUUAUUCCCGAUGUGGCACACUCACAUUCUUCAAGGCCAGCGCAUGGUUUAUUGUUCAUCUAGGUCUAAUAUGUCUAACACAUUUCAUGUUGGAGUUUAAAUGUGUGUACAAAUCUUUAUCAGAUAUUUUUUGUGGGGGGGGGGGGGAUUCAAAAAAAAGAUGUAAAAAAGUAGGUACCUUCAUAAUCAGAAUACUAAAACAGCUACAUUCGGGUUAAAAGCAUGGAAGAAACACAAACACAAAACACAAACAGAAAUGUACACUAUAUGGACAAAAGUUUGUGGACACCUGGAUAUACAUUUUUUGUAUGCUUUUUGAACAUCCCAAUUGUUAUAAUAAUGUACUCUUCUGGGAAGAUUUGGCACUGGAUUUUAGAUUGUUUGUGCAGAUUUGAGCUCAUUCAGCUAGAAAAACAUCAGAAAAAUCAAGUCAGGUACUGUUGUAACUAAGGUGAGGAGACCUUGUGUUGCAGUAGCAUUUUAAUUCUUCCCAGAAAUGUUCAGUAGGAUUGAGGUCAGAGCUCCAUAACAGGCCACUCAAGAUCUUUUACUCCCACCAAUGUAACACAUCUUUAUUGAGCUGGCUUUGUACAGAGGGGCAUUGCCAUCCUGGAAAAGGUUUGGUUCCCCUAGUUAAAAUAAAAGGAAAAUUUAAUGCUUCCACAUCCCAAGAUGUCCUAUACAAUUGUGUGCUUCCAACCUUGUGGUAAAAGUUUUGGGAAGAAGCACAUAUGUCUGGAAACGUGAGGUAUCCCAAUACCUGUCCCUGUACAGUAUAUGCUUUUAAUUACAGCAUUUGUGUGUUUUUUAGUUAUUUGUUUAUGUGCAAUAUAACAUUUUCUAUAUCUUAACGUUCAUUUAACAUGAAAAUCCGAAUCAAUUCAUUCAAAAAUAUGUUAACUACAAACAUUAUGCAAACAUAUUUAUGCUUAAUGCAAACAAUGCAAACCAAAUAUAACCAUUAUUAUUAUAUAAUAUAUAAUAUAUUUUUAGUUAUUAUAUAUAAUAGUUUUAGUGGUUUAUAUGUAAAAAAAUAAAAAAAGAAAUUAUCCAUUUUGUUUGUACAGUAUGCUGGUAAUAUAAGCUGGUUUCAGCAUGUGAGAUUCAUUUGUAGGGAGUGUUCUCAUUUCACGAAGUCAUGCCAUUUAUGGAAUGUGACAAUGCAUAGAAGUACUUUCUUGAUCUUUUAAAUAUUAAUGUCUAGUCUCAUCAAACAUCUGUGAACUAUAAAGUUUGUCUAUACAGUCCAAUGUGCAACAGAAGUAGCUUUAUAUAGAAGUUAAGUAGAAAAGGCUAAUUUUUGUAAGAUUUUCUUUUUUCCAUAAUAUCACUAUAUACUGUAUUUAAUAAAGGUCAAAUAUAACAGGCUAAAAUGGAAUAAUAUUUAAUUUCCAACAGUGUUUGUGGGAAAUACAUAGUGUCAUUUAUUAAAGUAAAGCCAAUAAGAUUUUGGGAAGUGUAGUUUCUGUCCUCUCCCUACUACCCUGACAAAUAGAAACUAAUUGCAGGUCGGAAGUAAAGUUGUAAGGAGCAGAAUCUAAAGAACAUUGGACUACAUUGUAUCGGUCCUAGGAAUCUUCUGAGAUUGUUGUUUUAACUGUGUCAUGCUUAUACUGUAAAUUGCAUCCAAUUUAUUAAAUGAACAUAUUUUUCAAACUA
Molecule: messenger RNA, 4496 nt
Organism: Silurus meridionalis
Lineage: Eukaryota; Metazoa; Chordata; Actinopteri; Siluriformes; Siluridae
Gene: plppr5a
Product: phospholipid phosphatase related 5a
Exons: 6
Coding region: 259-1176 (305 amino acids)
Biological process (GO): phospholipid dephosphorylation; signal transduction; phospholipid metabolic process
Molecular function (GO): phosphatidate phosphatase activity
Source: RefSeq, a predicted model, not a curated record